AUGCCUAACUAUGCAAAGAUUUUGAAGGAUAUCUUGACCAAGAAAAGGAGGUUUGGAGAGUUUGAAACCAUAACUUUAACCAAGGAGUUCAGUGCAAUUUUAACAGACAAGCUUCCACAGAAAAUUUGGGAUCCAGAGAGUUUUACUAUUCCAAUCUCUAUUGGUGGAAAGAAUGUGAGCCAUGAUCUAUGCGAUUUACGUGUCGGCAUAAACCUCAUGCCAUUGUCAGUGGACAAGUUCAUUUUUCCAGCUGACUUCAUCGUCAUCGACUAUGAAGCAGACAACGAGAUCCCAAUAAUUUUAGGGAGGCCUUUUCUAGCCACUAGUAGAGCGCUAAUAGAUAGGCAUAAUGGGGAGCUUACCAUGUAA
Momordica charantia (bitter melon) is the source of this 369-nucleotide messenger RNA. RefSeq lists its product as uncharacterized. Lineage: Eukaryota; Viridiplantae; Streptophyta; Magnoliopsida; Cucurbitales; Cucurbitaceae. The record is from RefSeq and is a predicted model, not a curated record.